Messenger RNA from Glarea lozoyensis ATCC 20868, 1884 nucleotides. Its product is annotated as Homeo. The coding region runs from base 1 to 1884 and encodes 627 amino acids. The transcript has 5 exons. Lineage: Eukaryota; Fungi; Ascomycota; Leotiomycetes; Helotiales; Helotiaceae. The record is from RefSeq and is a predicted model, not a curated record. Gene Ontology annotation, biological process: telomere maintenance via telomere lengthening. Gene Ontology annotation, molecular function: protein homodimerization activity; double-stranded telomeric DNA binding.
AUGGAAACGCCAGAUGUUAAGCCAAAUUUCUUCGUCCAUGAUGCUACUCCCUAUCAAGCCGCAGCUGCUAGCAUGUACGCAACCCAACCGGUGGAGAAAAGACAACGGACACCAGACCGCGAGCAGGAUACUUCUUCCAAGCGCCAGAAAAUCGAAAAUCCAUCUGAACACGCGGACUUCGAUCUUGAGGCCCUACUCGCGCAAGCAACCGCUGGUGCUACCUUACCAUCCGCGAGCAGAAAUGAUCACCAUGUUCCGAAGCCUCCGUCGCCAAUUCCUCAGCGUCGAGAAAGUAUCCCUACACCAGCGGAAAGUACACCAUAUGAUCCGAGUCUAUACAUGUGGGUAUUGAGUCUGCCAUUAUUAGAAAACUUGUCGAUCCAGCUUCUGUCGAUACUGGCACAAACCCCAUACUCCGAGACCAUCAAUAAUAUAAGCACAAUCGAAUCAGACCAUGGGCAGGCUUUUGCGACACUAAAGUCCCUUUUCAGCAAGACGAAAGAAAUAUAUUCGAAGGAAAACGUCUUCCUGUCCGCGGACGAGCUUGGCUUUACCGAUGUCAAGCAGAGGUCAAUCAUUCGAAACACAAAUAUGGCAACUUUCGUUGCUGGGGUUUUUGGUGGGCAAGAUGUUGGAUUUUAUGAGCUCAACCAUUGGUUUCUCAACACUUUUACCCCAGAAAACGAGACGAUGGACGCAAACGCCUGUAAUUUAUGCACCAAUUUGAAAACACAGAUGUACUUGUCAGCGCUCGGAGAAGAAGACAAUGAGAAGACUAAGGAGGAGAUACUGGAGGAUCUGUUUCCUUCAGAUUUGAGUUCCAUUUUGUUGGCGCGGCAUCCCGGUGUUCAACUCUCCGACAGCGAGACUAAAUUUGUCUCUGACUGUAGAGCGCGAAAAGAAUAUCUAUUAAGCGUCCCCGCUGACGCAGAUUCUAUACAGACACUUUCCGAACAAUAUCCUUGGGAGGAUUUUCUUAGUGACCUUAGCACGCACAUAAAUCAGCAAUAUGAAGGACUUCUUGGACCAUAUAUGCAAAAGCACGAUCUUCCAACCCCCGUUGGGCCCAUAAAACCAGGGAACAAACCGGUGGAAAGCAUCGAGGGCACUCAAGAUAGCAGCUUAGUAAACAAUUCUUUAAUGGCUUCAGCUGAUCUUGCGGCACAAGAGGCUCUUCUUAGUAUCAGUGCGGGCCAUGUAGCAUCACAGAACGAAGACGUUCAACAACCGCCACAGCAAUCCACAACCCCAAAUCAGUCAUUCCCACCCCAGUAUGGCUCUGGAAACAUUCCUUAUCAUACCCAAAGCGCCCCGACACAGGUUCUUUACAAUCUUGCCCGUCAAGCCGCGGUAGCAAAAUCGAAUCCAGGAAACUCUCGCCAGCCGGGCCCACCUAGUCAGCGGCGGCCCUGGACUACAGAAGAAGAGAAUGCGUUGAUGGCUGGUCUGGAUCGAGUGAAAGGCCCUCAUUGGAGUCAGAUUCUCGCACUUUACGGGGAUAAAGGAACAAUCAACGAUAUUUUGGCCGACAGAAGCCAGGUACAAUUGAAGGAUAAAGCUCGCAACCUAAAACUCUUCUUCCUCAAGAGUAGAAUUGAGGUUCCUUAUUAUCUACAGUCAGUUACUGGAGAGUUAAAGACCAGAGCGCCUAGUCAAGCCGCGCGAAAGGAAGCAGAAGAGAAGGCAGCUAGCGAGAAAUUGGAUGAACAGGCUCAUUUCAACGGUAUGAUGACAUUGGGAGUGGCGGACCAUCACGAUCCUAUUAACCACAACGCUGGCGAAUCACCCGAACAGUUCCACGUGACUGAGCCAGUUGCUCCAAAUCCGCCUCAAGUUUCCGAUGAUGUCAAUCUCGCACAGCAGCUCCUCGCAAGUGAGGGAUGA